AUGGCAAUUGAUAGACGACUUGCUGUUCUUGUUUGUCUUAAACAUUAUAAUAACAAUACUGAACAACUUGUUAAUGCUCUAUUUGAUAAUACUGUUCCUGAAAAUCUAAAAUUUGAAGCAUCAAGUACAACAUCAUCAUUAUUACCUUCAUCAAUUUUUACAAAUGAAAAUGAAAUACCAUUUAUUAGUAAAGAUUUUUCUAUACUUGAACAACGUUCAAAUAUAUAUGAUAAUGAUGAAUUUGAUAUAUUUAAUCGAGAUAAUAUUGAUCUAACAAAGAUACAUCGAGGAAAAAAAACACGAGACUCAACAGCAGAUCUUGAUGACAAAUCUCAUUUAAUAGGAAUGAGUGAACGUUAUUCUCGUUUAGGUCUUAUUGAAGAUGAAACAGAUGAAGAAUAUGAUGAUGAAUAUGAUGAUACGUAUGAUGAUGGAAUUGUUAAUGUUAGAGAUAAAGAUGAUACAAUUGAUCAUGAAUUAGAAAAGAAUGAAAAUAGAUUAUUGGGAAAACAACCUCAACAUUAUCGUCAACGAAUAGAUAAAGAUGAUGAUGGUGAAGAAGAAGAUAAUGAAAAUCAGACUAAACGUCGUACUCAAUUUGUUGAAAAUCCUGAAAUAGUUCGUGAACGAAGAGCACAACAACGAGCAGCUUGGCAACAACGUCAUCAACCACAUCGAGCACAUACGGAAGAAACACGUGAUGUUGCUGGUAAUGUGCGUGGUCGCGGUCAAUCAGCAACCGUUAUACAUAAUCGACGUUGGAAAGAUGCACAUAAAUCUUCACAAGGAAAUCAUAAUCGUCGAAAUCGAGCUGCUCAAAAAUCUAAUCGAGGAUUACUUUCUUAA
Molecule: messenger RNA, 846 nt
Organism: Rotaria sordida
Lineage: Eukaryota; Metazoa; Rotifera; Eurotatoria; Philodinida; Philodinidae
Source: the annotation of a GenBank genome assembly